GGCCCGCGGUGUCUCAGAUUCAUUCUUAAGGAACUGAGAACUUAACCUUCCAAAAUGUCAAAAAGACCAUCUUAUGCCCCACCUCCCACCCCAGCUCCUGCAACACAAAUGCCCAGCACACCAGGGUUUGUGGGAUACAAUCCAUACAGUCAUCUCGCCUACAACAACUACAGGCUGGGAGGGAACCCCGGCACCAACAGCCGGGUCACGGCAUCCUCUGGCAUUACGAUUCCAAAACCCCCAAAGCCACCAGAUAAGCCGCUGAUGCCCUACAUGAGGUACAGCAGAAAGGUCUGGGACCAAGUAAAGGCUUCCAACCCCGACCUGAAGCUGUGGGAGAUUGGCAAGAUCAUUGGUGGCAUGUGGCGAGAUCUCACUGAUGAAGAGAAGCAAGAAUAUUUAAACGAAUACGAGGCAGAAAAGAUCGAGUACAAUGAGUCCAUGAAGGCCUAUCACAACUCCCCCGCGUACCUGGCUUACAUCAAUGCGAAGAGCCGUGCAGAGGCUGCGCUAGAGGAGGAGAGCCUGCAGAGACAGUCGCGCAUGGAGAAAGGAGAGCCCUACAUGAGCAUCCAGCCUGCGGAAGACCCCGAUGAUUACGAUGAUGUCUUUUCCAUGAAGCACACGGCCACCGCCCGUUUCCAGAGAAACCAUCGCCUCAUCAGUGAAAUCCUCAGCGAGAGCGUGGUGCCCGACGUCCGGUCCGUCGUCACCACUGCUAGAAUGCAAGUCCUCAAGCGCCAGGUCCAGUCCCUCAUGGUUCACCAGCGAAAACUGGAAGCCGAACUCCUUCAGAUAGAGGAACGGCACCAGGAGAAGAAGAGGAAAUUCCUUGAAAGCACAGAUUCAUUCAACAACGAACUCAAAAGGCUGUGUGGGCUGAAGGUGGAGGUGGACAUGGAGAAGAUCGCGGCAGAGAUUGCGCAGGCCGAGGAGCAGGCCCGCAAGCGGCAGGAGGAGCGCGAGAAGGAGGUGGCAGAGCAGGCGGAGCGUGGCCAGGGUGGCCUGGGCCCCGAGGAGGAGCAAGCGCCCGGCAAAGCCGAGGAGAAGAAGGACGAGGAGAGCCUCCCGAUGGAGACAGAGGAGUCACACCUGGAAGAGGCAGCAGAGAGCCAGCAGAACGGCGAGGAGGGCACGUCCACACCCGAGGACAAGGAGAGCGGACAGGAGGGCGGCGACAGCCUGGCGGAAGAGGGGACCAGCGACAGCAACACCGGCUCAGAGAGCAACAGUGCCACUGUGGAGGAGCCGCCGUCAGACCCCAUCCCGGAAGAUGAGAAGAAGGAAUAAAUGUUGCCUUGUUUUAUGUGUCCUAAAUACUUUUUUAAAUGAAAAAAAAAUGUUUUCAGUUUUAAU
This is a messenger RNA of Octodon degus (degu), 1356 nucleotides long. RefSeq names its product SWI/SNF-related matrix-associated actin-dependent regulator of chromatin subfamily E member 1. Gene Ontology annotation, molecular function: nuclear receptor binding; nucleosomal DNA binding. NCBI's taxonomy places the organism in Eukaryota, Metazoa, Chordata, Mammalia, Rodentia, Octodontidae. The transcript has a single exon. Gene Ontology annotation, cellular component: SWI/SNF complex. The record is from RefSeq and is a predicted model, not a curated record. Gene Ontology annotation, biological process: negative regulation of DNA-templated transcription. Bases 55 to 1290 code for a protein of 411 amino acids.